Lactuca sativa (garden lettuce) is the source of this 1531-nucleotide messenger RNA. RefSeq lists its product as uncharacterized. The record is from RefSeq and is a predicted model, not a curated record. Lineage: Eukaryota; Viridiplantae; Streptophyta; Magnoliopsida; Asterales; Asteraceae.
UCACUCCCUCUAAAAACCGUCGUCUCUCCGUCCAACUUUGCAUUUUCCAUGCAAACGCCACUGACGUUAGAAACCUGAUCCAUUGACAAUGGGAAUACUACAACUACCACCUUACCACCAGAUCAUUCAAUCAUGGUAGCCACCCCUUCUGCCCAAAUCCACCAUCCCUCCGCCUUCACCCCCAUCCGCCACUCCUUUUUCUGGUUCGUAAUCACUACGCUCUUCCUCUACCUCCUCUACUCUUCCAAUCUCCUCCUUAAUCAAACCACCAAAUCCAUCCCCACCUCCGAAAACGUCCAAAACACCACCAAUCCUUUUGGAGUUUCAUCGCCCAUUCGGUUUGAUACCGAGCUUAAACACAUUGUAUUCGGCAUUGCAGCCUCCUCCAGGUUAUGGCGAUGGAGGAAAGAAUAUAUCAAGCUAUGGUGGCGACCUGGGGAGACAAGAGGCGCUGUUUGGAUUGAUAAUCAAGUAAGGUCUAGAAAAAACGAAAGCUUACCGGAUAUUCGCAUCUCAAGAGACACAUCCAGGUUUCGUUACACCAACCGUCAAGGAUCCAGGUCUGCCAUCCGUAUCUCCAGGGUGGUUUCAGAGACGGUGAAGCUGGGAUUGGAAGAUGUGCGGUGGUUAGUGAUGGGAGACGAUGACACCGUGUUUGUUUUAGAGAAUUUGGUGAGGAUUCUGUCAAAAUAUAACCAUGAACAGUAUUACUACAUCGGAAGCUCGUCGGAAAGUCAUGUACAAAACAUAUUUUUCUCGUAUGCGAUGGCGUACGGUGGCGCCGGGUUCGCCAUUAGUUACCCUCUGGCUUUAGAACUUGAAAAGAUGCAGGAUCAGUGUAUUCAAAGGUACCCAAGUUUGUACGGAAGUGAUGACAGGAUGCAAGCUUGUAUGGCUGAGCUAAAUGUCCCACUCACUAAAGAAACUGGGCUUCAUCAGUUUGAUGUAUACGGAAACCUUUUAGGUCUAUUGGGAGCACACCCUGUAACUCCAUUGGUGUCACUCCAUCAUCUCGAUAUCGUUGACCCGGUGUUCCCUGGUAUGACCCGAGUCAAAGCGGUAAAACACUUUCUUGAAUCUGCGAAGUAUGAUUCUGCAAGCAUCGCACAACAGUCUAUCUGCUAUGACAAGCGAGGGUGGUCGAUUUUGGUUUCAUGGGGUUUUGCGAUUCAAAUUGUACGAGGAAUCAUCUCUCCAAGAGAGUUGGAGUACCCAACUCGAACGUUUCUUAAUUGGUACAAAAAGCUUGAUUACACUGCGUAUGCGUUCAAUACUAGGCCUGUGGCAAGGCACCCGUGUCAGAAGCCAUUCGUGUUCUACAUGAGUGAAACGAAAUAUGACAAAGUGAGGAAGAAGAUCAUUGGGAUAUAUACUUUGCAUAGGGAAGAAUACCCUGAUUGUCGAUGGAAGAUGGAGUCUCCUGAAACAAUUGAGAACAUUGUUGUCAUAAAGAAUCAAGAUAACUUUCGUUGGCAUAAGGUACGGGACCCUUGGUAUACCUAUAUAUAUCUUAUCUCGAAACAUAUUUAAA